UUCAAUAUUCCUUUUGCCCAUCAUCAUCAUCAUUAUCUUCACCACCACCACCAUCACCGCCACCGCCACCACCGCCAGUCUCUGCGGGACUUCAAGACAAGAGAGAAACAGAAACAAGCGUGCACACCUCAGGCACCAGCCGGCUUGGUCCAUGUGGCUGGGAUAACGAGUGGCGGUGCUGACGAACCCUCGAAACGACUGGACGAACUGAAGCUCACGAACAAAGGAGUCAAAGCGAGACGCGCUGGGCAUUUCUCCGGUGCGACGACGAACGGAACCUCCCCAGACGGCAUCGCUAUUAUUCCUAUUAUCAUCAUUAUAUCGCUCCAGGACGAACGUGUAUCAACAUGCCUAUAAGCAAUGAUGGCAGGGGGUGGAUCAUGACUGGAUUGAGCGGCGUCGCCUGCAUCUGCGGAGCGUCCUUUAUAUGUGUGGAUAUCAUCGUUCGUCAAUUUCCUGGGAAGAAGGGGUGGCGAAUACAGGACAGCGAUGUCUUUCUCUCCAUAUCGCUGAGUCUGAGCUUCGGAGUCAUGCUCUUCUCGGCUUUGUAUAGCAUGCUGCCUUCCGCCAAGUCGUCCCUCAUCAAAGGUGGCCAUUCAUCUCAAGAAGCAUCGUGGAUUCUGAUUGCCUGCUUCGCCGCUGGUGUGAUUGGCAUUCAGAUUGUUUCGAGAGUGAUGCAUCAUUUUGUACCCCAUAAUGUGGUCGACUGCGAGCACCAACAUGACGACGAAGAGAACCAGAAGGAGAAUGGCGGCCACUCACACCACGGGCACGCAGACAGCCACAAUCACGAUCACCACGAUAAUGUCAACCAUGUCCCAGCCCGACACAAGUCAGCUCGAGCGAUAAAAUCCCACAGAGGUUACGCCCGACGACCACAGAUGCGGGAAGCACAGACCUCAUUGUCCUACUUCAGCAACCACAAGUCCUCGCUCUCGAAUCCGACUGCCGCUCCAUCAUCCGAGUCUACGCGUCCGUCUCUGCUCGCGGACGAGGCUGGGAGAAGACCGACCUUACAAUCUCGAAUUACCUCGAGCGUGACCAAGCUGGCGUCCGUGAGGGGCCCCUCUUGUGAACGCGACGGCCCUUGCCAUGGCUAUAGCGAUCCGUGCCAAGAGACAUGUUUCAAAAGUGUUGCCGCAGCAGGAGGCUUGAAAGCGCCAAAAGCUACAUUAGGCAUGCAUCGACCAGCAGCCACAAAGAGUGUAACAGCGACAGAGGCCACACCUUUGUUGCGUGGUAGGUCUCAAGAGCACCUGACCAGACCUCACACGCGAGCAGAUGCAGAAGGCGCGGCAGGCUGCAAUCACCACCAACAUGAUGCUCAUAACGACGGACCAUCCGAUACCAGUGCGGAGACGCUGGCGCCCGAUGGCACCGACGAUGUGCACCAGAUGCACGCUCACAUUGCCAAGAGUGGUGGAGGCGGCGUCGAAGAAGAAGAAGAAGAAGGUGAUGAUGGUCAGGCGGAACAUCAUCACCACCAUCACGUCCCCACGAACGCUUUCAUGGAAAUUGGCCUCCAAACCUCGAUUGCCAUCGCCCUCCACAAACUCCCCGAAGGCUUCAUCACCUAUGCCACGAAUCACGCCAACCCCGAACUCGGCAUCUCCGUCUUCAUCGCCCUCUUCAUCCACAACAUCACCGAAGGGUUCGCCAUGGCGCUCCCGUUGUAUCUCGCCAUUAACAAUCGUCUCCAAGCGAUGGUGAUUUCAUUUGUCCUCGGCGGUCUCUCCCAACCGCUCGGUGCCGGUGUGGCGGCGGUGUGGUUCCACGUGGCGGGACAGAGCAAUUGGGCGCCGAGCGAGAGUGGGUAUGGAGCCAUGUUUGCCAUCACGGCGGGGAUCAUGACGAGUGUGGGGUUGCAGCUGUUUGCGGAGAGUUUGGAAUUGACGCAUUCGAAGCAUUUGUGCUUUAUUGGUGCUUUUGCGGGAAUGUGUAUAUUGGGGGCGAGUAGUGCGCUUACGGCUUGAUGGCUUGAUGGAUGGAUGUAUGGAUGUAUGAAUGAAUGCAUGAAUGAUGGUAGUCUGACUCGCAGUAUCGAUAUGUAUGACGAGACACGUGAAGUACCAUGGAAUUGUGGACCCAGAUCUAGAUUAUGAAUUUCAAAGG
This is a messenger RNA of Sphaerulina musiva SO2202, 2112 nucleotides long. RefSeq lists its product as uncharacterized. The record is from RefSeq and is a predicted model, not a curated record. Gene Ontology annotation, molecular function: zinc ion transmembrane transporter activity. NCBI's taxonomy places the organism in Eukaryota, Fungi, Ascomycota, Dothideomycetes, Mycosphaerellales, Mycosphaerellaceae. Gene Ontology annotation, cellular component: membrane. The transcript is spliced from 3 exons. Gene Ontology annotation, biological process: zinc ion transmembrane transport. The coding region runs from base 348 to 1973 and encodes 541 amino acids.